This is a messenger RNA of Sphaerodactylus townsendi, 1040 nucleotides long. RefSeq names its product zymogen granule membrane protein 16-like. Lineage: Eukaryota; Metazoa; Chordata; Lepidosauria; Squamata; Sphaerodactylidae. The transcript is spliced from 4 exons. The record is from RefSeq and is a predicted model, not a curated record. Bases 100 to 696 code for a protein of 198 amino acids.
UGACCCUGAACAGAACUGCUUCACGGAUGAUCGUUUCAAGUUUUCGGAACAUCUCCGAGGGCAGCUCUGCAUGGAAAGCAUUGCAGAAGUCUAGCUUGGAUGCGACUAAGUUAUGUUUCGAACCUGCGGAUGCAAGAGGAAAUCAAGAGGCACCUUCAAGCCCAACCAAGUUUAUUUCAGAAUACGAUGUUUCGUUACGCCCUCCUCGCGUUACUCUGUUGUGCCCCCUUCAUCAGUGCAGGAGCGAUUCGGAAACGCUCUUCUUCCCAUUCUGGUGAAUAUGGUGGGUAUGGAGGGACACGCUUCUCACACUCUGUGAACCAACUGGAUGGACCUAUAACCGCCCUUAGGAUCCGGGUAGAUACGUCAUACAUUAGAGGCCUCCAGGUGCGUUAUGGGAAGGAGUGGAGUGACUACGUGGGGGGCUCAUCAGGUGACCUGCAGACCAUUAUGCUUCACCCCAGAGAAUCGAUCAUCCAAGUCUCUGGGAAGUCUGAUACAUACAUCCGCAAGCUUAAAUUCCAAACCAGCUCUGGACGCCGCUUCUCUUUCGGCGUCGACGCGGGCACCAGUUUCAGCGCCAUUCCGCUCUUCCCUGGAGCUGUCCUGACAUAUUUCAGUGGCCGCUCUGGUUCGUAUAUCGACGCCAUCAGUUUCCACUGGGAUACUAAGCCCACGGCAGCAGGAAGAGACUGAGAACCCAACUGUUCGGUGAAUGGCAGAGUGCAAGGGACAUCUGUCCCUUCCUCCAUUUCUCGUGGGCUUUAGCUGUCAUUCGUGCGCACAAUUAUUCUUUCAGCCACCCCGAAAUUCAAUCAUUUUUCUCCUUGUUCACUUGUUCUGCCACUUCUGGUAGUUUUUCCAGGUACCUACUUCUACUCCUUUCUUCUGUCUACAUAUGGGCACCUAGUCCACCCACUCACACUGGCCACCAGCUCAUCCCGACUUAUGCUCUGUUCUUCAGAGCAGCAGUGGCGUAGUGGUUAAGAGCAGGUGUACUCUAAUGUGGAGGUUUGAUUCCCCGCUCUGCCGCUUGAGCU